Molecule: messenger RNA, 6945 nt
Organism: Micropterus salmoides (largemouth bass)
Lineage: Eukaryota; Metazoa; Chordata; Actinopteri; Centrarchiformes; Centrarchidae
Product: AP2-associated protein kinase 1-like
Exons: 21
Coding region: 1829-5353 (1174 amino acids)
Biological process (GO): protein phosphorylation
Molecular function (GO): protein kinase activity; ATP binding
Source: RefSeq, a predicted model, not a curated record
UUCCUAUCAUACUGACUCUGCUGCAAGAUUGCAAGUACCGAUAUCAGUAGGUUUGCAAGAAAGAAAAGGAUUUAUUUAACAUAUUCCUUCCCUUUAUACUUGUCAAAGAAAAGGAAAAGAAAGAAGUAAUAACAGUACACAAGGCACCUCACAAUAUAGUACAACUUUAAACAUAAGCACAAUUUCUUGAUACAGAUUAGAUGGCAGAAAGUGAAUUAUAAUAAUCUCAGUACAGAGAAGAAGAACAUACAAAGAAAUGGAAAAGAAAAGAAAAGACAGACUGUGGAUUGUUCACAGCUGCCCACAAUGGGUUAUCAACUCUCAAGUCAUAUUUGAGCUUAAUACCACCACAGACAACGGGGAUCAGCAGGAUUCCCAUAAAAGUUGUCUCAUAAAUAUAAUUCCUGAUACAUGUGGCAAUCCCAAAACUAACGCUGCCAAGACUUUUGGUUUGUUACUUUCUGACAAUAAAUAAACCCAACUUAAAUCCCCAAAAUAUGAAAUGUUUGUUUGAAGAUCAUUACAGAUAUUCUAAGACGUAAGACAUAUUACCUGGUGGAGCUGUGCCAGUAGGCACAUAUUUCUCUGCAGCAUUCAAUAUUUCAUUGUCUUCAGACCUUACCUCAUAUGGAUCCCUGUAAAUUAGAUUCUGAGUUCUCCCUAAAGCCUCUCUACUGCUGGCAGCUCACCUUCUGCCCUCAUCUUACAACUUGUACUGCAGGUGUAUUGUAUUGUAAACAAAGACAUAAUAAGCUGUAUUGUACCAUUUCUAUCCACAGAAAAGGAAGCUUUCUCAAAUGGAUCAGUGGUAAAAAAGAGAGGAGCCGUUCAUUGCAGAGAAGUGAAGUUUCCCUUAACACUCAGAUACCUUGCAUACAGGUAUUUAAGGUAAAAAAAAAAAACGAAUUCUAAUCUCCUAUAUUAUUUGAAAUAGUCAAUACAUGCAUUGCACUACUAAAAGAUGGUUAUAGUUACUGUACCUGUGAGAUUAUAGCUGAUCCGUGCAGCACUGAGCUGGACAGGUUGUUACAUUUGAAGAGUGGGGCCCAUUUGGUUUUUGUACUGGGGACCAAAGCUAGAGACUACAGGAAGUAGCUGUUCUUUUGACCAAUCACAUCAAGAGAAGUCCAGCCAGAGGGAGUCCGCAGAGAGGAGCUGGAGAGGAGUCACUAGCAUCCACUGUUUGUAGCUACGUUAGCUCUGUCAUUAACUUAGUUGACCAGCCUUAUUCUUACAGCCGGCUGGACGCACGCAAGCCGUGGAGGUCUGUCAGUUUUACUACAAUACAGACGAGUAGAGCAGUUGGUGAACUAAGUAACAUUUCGGGUGGAUGAUAUCAGCGGAGAUGUGUAAUAAGCUGCAUUGGACACUAAGGACCUACCUGUAUGCCAGUCUAUCAACUGACAGCUGUCACCGCACCUAGCUGCUUAGCUUAGUGAGCUAAGGGCUAACAAGUGUUUUUUCGGGGCUCAUAACCUGGCUAAUUUAGCCAACCAGCGCUGCUCUCGGUCCAGAGUGGAAAGCGGUGACUUCAGUGUGGACAUUAUAUCUUAUUAUUUCCUCAGCUAUAUUUGACUCCGCCUGCUGUUCAAACUAUGAGCUAGCAAAGGAGCGUCGCACAAAGGUGUUUGGAAUAUUUUGAGGUCCAGCUAGUUAGCUAGCAUUUAGCUUGAAGAUAGCUGGCUGCAUUCAUUCAAUUACUGUAAAACUGCUACAGCGUUAACACCGGCACCUCGACGAACAGGGGUUGGUUAUAUCCACUCAUAUUUGUUGUUACAAUACGAAUACAUUUUGGACUUGUCCGUGCUUUGGUUAACCUCGGUGGGAAAUGAAGAAAUUUUUUGACUCUCGCCGGGAGUUGGUGGGCCCUGGGCCUGGCUCCGGAGUCGGCGGAGGAGGCGCUGGUUCCGGCGGCGGUGGCAGCUUCAUCGGACGGGUCUUUACCAUUGGACGAUAUCAAGUGACCGUCGAGGAAAUUGUCGCCGAAGGAGGUUUUGCCAUAGUGUUUUUGGUGCGGACCCACCAAGGCCUACGUUGUGCACUCAAAAGGAUGUAUGUCAACAACGAACAUGAUCUGCAGGUCUGCAAACUUGAGAUACAGAUUAUGAGGGACCUAGUGGGCAACAAAAACAUAGUUGGUUUCCUGGACUCAAGCAUAACUGCUGUUGGGGCUGGCGAUGUGUGGGAAGUCCUAAUCUUAAUGGACUUCUGUCGAGGCGGGCAGGUGGUUAACCUAAUGAACCAGCGGUUACAGACGGGCUUCACUGAAGCCGAGGUGUUACAGAUCUUUUGUGAUACAUGCGAGGCGCUCGCUCGCCUCCAUCAGUGCAAGAGUCCAAUCAUCCAUCGAGAUCUCAAGGUGGAAAAUAUUCUUCUGCACGACCGUGGACACUAUGUGCUCUGUGAUUUUGGAAGUGCCACUAAUCGCUUCCAAAACCCUCAGACAGAAGGGGUGCCAGUCGUGGAGGAGGAAAUUAAAAAAUACACUACUCUGUCGUACCGCGCUCCAGAGAUGGUCAACCUCUAUGGUGGAAAGAUGAUCACGACAAAGGCUGACAUUUGGGCCAUGGGCUGUCUACUCUAUAAGCUGUGCUACUUCACACUUCCUUUUGGGGAGAGCCAAGUGGCUAUCUGUGAUGGAACUUUUACUAUCCCAGACAACUCUCGCUACUCCCAGGACAUGCACUGUCUCAUCAGAUACAUGCUGGAACCUGACCCAGAUAUAAGACCAGACAUCUACCAAAUAUCCUACUUUGCCUUUAAACUGGCUCGACGAGAGUGUCCAGUCCCAAAUGUAAAUAAUUCACCUAUUCCUGCAAAACUUCCUGAGCCUAUCAGAGCCAGUGAAGCAGUGGCCAAAAAGAGUCAAACCAAAGCCAGGCUCACAGACCCCAUUCCUACCACAGAAACCUCAAUUGCACCUCGACAACGGCCCAAAGCUGGCCAGGCUCAGCCCCAGCCGAUAUCAGGCAUUCUCCCCAUUCAGCCAGCUCUCACUCCACGAAAGAGACCCAAUGUGUCCGCAGGAGCACCCCAGGCCAUAGGUGUUGGUAUCAGUGUCCCAGCUACAGCUGCAGCUGCUGUCCAACCUGUCCAACAGGCUCUUGCAGCACAGGCUACACCACAGUCAGCUCAGACACCCAACAUGCAGCCACAGGCUACACCACAGCAUCAGCAGCUCCUCAUGAAGCAGCAGCAAGCCACAGCCUUCUUAAGCCCACAGAGUAACCAGCAGCAUCUACUGGUACAGAGCUUCCACCACCAGCAGCAGCAGCAGCAGCAACAACAGCAAACAGCGUCUCAGGUGUCUUCCCUGCCGCAGUCCAAAGCUAAGCCUGUUCCUCCAGUUGUUACCCUGCAACUGCAACACCAGCAGCAGCAUCAUGUAGCCCCAGUACAUGAAACAGCAGCUUCUCAUCUGACCCCCAUCCCUGAGUCUGCAGUCAUUGGUCCUGCAGCUGACCCAGAGGUUUUGUCAUCUGGCCGAGGGAUUCACAAAGUCGGGUCAUUGACACCCCCCUCGUCGCCAAAGAUGCCCACUAAGAGUGGCCACAGACGCAUCCUGAGCGAUGUCACUCACAGUGCCGUGUUUGGGGUCCCAGUCAGCAAGUCCACCCUGCUACUCCAGGCAGCCGCAGCUGAGGCCAGCCUCAACAAAUCCAAAUCGGCUAGCACCACUCCUUCUGGCUCCCCCUGCUCGUCCCAGCAAAGUGUGUAUCAUCCAGGUGAUGGUGAUGCCCAAGCUGCCCUUACUGCACCCAACACUCAGCCCAGCUGGAACCCCUUUGGGGAUGAUAACUUCUCCAAGCUAACAGCAGAGGAGCUGCUUAACAAAGACUUUGCAAAGCUAUCUGAUACUGCUGCACCAGGAGAGAAGGUCACAGGCUCCAGUGAAAAUCUCAUUCCAGGGCUCAAUGCUUUCCCAGAUGAAAGAUCUGCAGACGUCAUGAGUGCAGGUUCAGCGUUGUUGACUGCCCAAGACCCUUUUAAUACCGUCUCCCUCUCUGACACCACAGAGAAGCUGAUUGAGGGACUGAAGUCCCCUGAAAAUUCUCUGCUGCUCCCCGACCUCUUAACCCUGGCUGACCCCUUCAGUAGUUCUGCAGAGAGCUCCACCAAUGCGAAGGCAGAUGUGUGUGUGGAUUCACUGAUUCCUGGUUUGGAAGCCCCCCAGGCCCAGCGACAUUCAGGCCAGCCAGAGCUCAUCCCUGCCAGCAUGCCAGACUCUCUCACUGGAGAGGACUCUCUGCUGGGUUGCGAUCUGUUAUCUCAUACUUCUCCUCAUGGAAGCCAGUCUGUUUCUGGUCUCCCUUCCUCUUCCUCCUCCACCUGCUCCUCUGCUCCUCCGGGCUCCGGCUCUGGAUCCUGUCUGGAGGAGCUGCCGCCUGGCCAGACUGCUUCUGACUCUGCUUUCCUCAUGUCGUGUGGGGAGAAGGGCAAUGACGACGAGUUUGACCCUAUUCCUGUGCUCAUCUCCAAAAACUCAAAUCAAGAUAUGCAAGGGGAGAGUAAUGGCUACUCUGUGCUUGCUGAGGGACAAGAGUCUGAACCUCCAAUGGGAGAUCCUCAAACAAACGAGGGGUGUGUGCACUCCAGCGACGAAGAUGAGGAAAAGGAAGCUCAUACGGUAGAGCAGCAGGAUGAGGGAGCCAUUGAGAGUCAUGUAGAUGCCCAUGACUGCAGCGGCUCCAGACCUCUGCUGCUGGACUCUGAGGAUGAAGAAGAACAAGGACCUCAGUUAGCCCUCCACUCAUCACCACACUCCAGCGCAGCACCAACACAACCAUCUACUACCUUCCAUCAACUUACUCCAAGCACCUUUGCUCACAAUCAUUCCCAGUAUGUACAUCAGCAUGUACAUGAGCCAGCGAAGGGGGCAGAAGUUGCUGUGGAUGUUUUCGCAAAAGCCCCUUUUCGGAUUGGGCAAGAAGACGUGGGCGACGUGUUUGCAAAUGCUCCAUUUCCGCAUGCUCUCCUUUCAGCUCAGCAGCAGCUCGAUGUAUUCUCUCAGGCUCCCUUUGGAAAAAGGAAGGAGGCUGCAGGAGCUCAGCCCAAGACCUCAUUUCCUCACGCAGCUGGGGUUCAUGCUGUAACCUCCGACCAAGGUGCGUUGGGUCAAGUUGCCCAACAACCGUUCCGUCCCCAAGCUCUGGCCAAAUAUUCCCGACACUUUGAGGGACCCGUGCCCCAGCAGCCAGUAGCAUCUCACAGAGUAGUGUCUAAUGUGACCAAGCAAGCCUCUGUGGCAUCAGUCCCUGUUGGACCUCUUCACUCCUGGACCCCAGAAGUGAGCGCUGUAGACCCUUUCGUCUCUGCACCCUUUCACCUCAAGGCACCGCAAGAAAAGCCCUGAACGCACACUAAAUUAUGCAAACUAUAACAGGCAUACUGCAUGCUGUCACCAGCGCCGCAGCUGGACUGCAGGCCUGCAUGGAUCUCAUUCUUAACUGGCUCCAAUUAGUUCUGAUAGCGCAUCAUCUUUACACUUGAAUGAAUCCAUUAGAGUAAGAACACUGACAACAUUCUCCUACUGCUAGUCGCUUUUUAUUGUCACAUCCUUUUGAAUCGUCGUUAAUCUUUUUGGUACGUACAUCUACACAAAGACAAUAUGGUGGUCAAGCAUUUGAUUGUUUUCUUGCCUACCUCAGUUUCUUUUUGUGUCAGCACUACAAUACCACACGCUAAGGGAGUUUGUAGGUGGUCUGCAGCUGUGGCAGUUUAGUUUUCUGUAUAUUUGAGCUUUGCUGUGAAAAUAUGAUCUGAUAACGCCUCAUCCCUCCAUUGUAUUAGUUCUCAAAAAGGGCGGAUUCAGCUUGAAUCACAAGAUCAUAACUUCACAGAAGCGUGGAAGAGGAAAAAACACUGUAUAGAACAAGGAGCAAGUGAAACACAUCCUCAAUCUCUCAACACUUUUGCGUGAUUUUUGUGACGAGAUGUUUCAGAGGAAUUUAUCUGUAUCCAAAAUUUGUAAACGGCCUUACAGUUACAUAAUCAAAGUCAAAAGUUUUGGGUCCUUUAUGCUUGACAGUUUGUUUUGAAGCUGAUGCUGGAUAAUGAUGCAUUGACUUUUCAAAGAUAACAUUUGUUGAUAUGAAAUGUAACUGUUUGGUUCUGAAAAUGUUUGCAUUUUUGCCAUGUGUAUUAUAUUUGUGGCCACUGUCCUGUCUGAUGAAAAUAGAAUAUCAGUGUUUGUUCCAACGCAACGUACGAACCAUAUAUAAAUGUUAGGCAUAGAAAAUACAUUAUAAUAGUUCCUAUGUUAUAUAAAUGUAGAAGAGACACUUUUCUGUUUCUCCAUACUUCACAAGAUAUCUCAGAAGCCUUACACUCUCGCUGUAGUCCUCUGCUACAGUACCACAUCAAACAGCAUAAAUCACUUUUGCCUUUUGUACCCUCCUAAAAAGAAACUGCUGCAUUAACAUCAUUUUGGUGCACUUACAUUAACCACCAAAUACUUGUGUACAAUCAUGUACAAUUUUCCUUUUGGUGUCUGCACUCUGAUGCAUCAAGAUGUUCAUUCAGCUCUGUAAUGCACCUAUAUCGUAGACAUCUCUAUGAACUCCAAAUGUGUACUAACUGUGACUCACACUUACAAAUAACUAAAGUGAAACUUAACUGCAACUUUUAAAAUAAUGCCUUCCUGCAGUCACACAAAUGUCUACAACACUUAUGCUUCGCAGUUCCAGUCAGGGAUUGUAAUCGUACUAUCAUGAAAGUGAGAUCUUGAAUGUUGACUGACUGAUGACAUUCCUUUUAUUUCCAUCGCCAUUAGGGAAUAUUUUAUUGUCGUCGUGCUUGUCAUGGAACACUUUGUGGUUCCCACCAUGGCACUUUUAAGAAUGGGGAUCCAACCUGUUGCAAUCCAAAGUUUAAUUCAUGUAUUCCUCUGUUGCAAUGUAAAAUCCUCAUCUUUCUGUUCUUGUUUUUUAUAUAUAUAUAUAUAUA